This is a messenger RNA of Eurytemora carolleeae, 2475 nucleotides long. Its product is annotated as 25S rRNA (cytosine-C(5))-methyltransferase nop2. The coding region runs from base 32 to 2449 and encodes 805 amino acids. The transcript has 10 exons. NCBI's taxonomy places the organism in Eukaryota, Metazoa, Arthropoda, Copepoda, Calanoida, Temoridae. Gene Ontology annotation, biological process: rRNA base methylation; maturation of LSU-rRNA. Gene Ontology annotation, molecular function: rRNA (cytosine-C5-)-methyltransferase activity; RNA binding. The record is from RefSeq and is a predicted model, not a curated record. Gene Ontology annotation, cellular component: nucleolus.
AGUUAUAUAUAUUUCUCUUUCAGAUUGUAGAAUGGGGCGCAAAGUUGACUUUAAGACUAAGGAGAAGAAGGGGCCGGGGAAGAAAGCUAAAAAGCAGAAAGAACCAGUUUUUCUUCAUGACGCAUUUAAGCCUGAUCUGAACAAAGACAGACCUCUUCACAGUAAUCAGAAGAAACGAAUGAAGAAGAGGGAAGACAAGAAGAGAGUUUUCCAAGAGAAGAAGAAAACUAAGGAGGAGAAAAGGGAGAAGAAGAAGGAGGUCGAGAAGGAAGUGAGUGAUGAAGGAAUUGAAAAUGAAUCGGACGUAGAAUCUGAUGAUGAUGUAGCAGAGGGAUUUACUGACGAAAAUGCAGCGUGGUUGAAACCCUCUACUAAAAAGCGUAAACUGCCCCUGGGGGAAUCGGACGACAAACAAGACGAAGAGGAGGAUGAUGAGGAUGAAGAAGAUGAGAAUACAGAUGAAGUUGAGGCCGAGGAGAACGGAGUUGAAGCUCCGGACUCUGAUUCUGAUGUUGAUUCUGAUUCUGAACCAGAAUCUGAGAAUGAGAAAGAGUUCCCUAGUGACAGUGACGAAGAGAUGGAUAUUGAGAAGCAGUCUAGGAGGUUGGAGAAGAAGCAGAAGAAGAUGCUGAAGGCCUCCGAAGCCGAAUUGAAGAUGAAUAUUGCAGAGACAGAGAAGUUUGUUCUUCCGUCAGGUCAAGAAAUAGAGAAAGAGAAAUCUCAGCCCCCAGACCUUCAGAUUAUACAGUCCAGGAUGCGAGAUAUCAUUCAUGUUCUCAAAGAUUUCAAAAACCGGCGAGAACCGGAUCGGGAUCGUCAAUCCUACUUGGCCUGCCUCAAGCGAGACCUCUGCACCUACUACUCCUACAACGAGUUCAUGAUCGAGAAGUUCCUCAACAUUUUCCCCGUCGGAGAGAUUGUCGAGGUCCUGGAGGCCAAUGAGGUUCAGCGUCCAGUCACUAUUCGCACAAACAGUUUAAAAACGCGCAGGAGAGAUCUUGCGCAGGCGCUUAUUGCGCGCGGAGUGAAUCUAGAUCCGGUUGGAAAGUGGUCCAAGGUUGGGUUGGUUGUGUACAGUGCAACAGUGCCGCUUGGCGCCACCCCUGAGUAUCUGGCAGGACAUUAUAUCCUCCAGGGUGCGUCCUCCUUGUUGCCGGUGAUGGCCCUGGCCCCCCAGGAGGGAGAGAGGAUCCUAGAUAUGGCCUCGGCCCCAGGAGGAAAAACUACUCAUAUAGCGGCUCUUAUGAAAAAUACAGGAAUGCUGUUGGCUAAUGACGCUAACGCAGCUAGAUGUAAAGCUAUUGUUGGAAACCUUCAUAGAUUAGGAAUUACCAAUACUGUAGUUUGUAACGAGGACGGGAGAAAGCUUCCAGGAGUUAUGAAGGGAUUUGACAGGGUUCUUCUAGACGCUCCUUGCUCAGGAACUGGAGUUAUCAGUAAGGAUCCAAGUGCUAAGACAGGAAAGGAUAAUCAAGAUAUGUUUAUUAUAGGAACUGGAGUUAUCAGUAAGGAUCCAAGUGCUAAGACAGGAAAGGAUAAUCAAGAUAUGUUUAUUAUAGGAACUGGAGUUAUCAGUAAGGAUCCAAGUGCUAAGACAGGAAAGGAUAAUCAAGAUAUUUAUCUCUGUUCUCAUCUACAGAAGGAGCUUAUAGUUGCAGCCUUGGAUUGUUUGGAUGCUAAGUCUAAGACUGGAGGAUAUCUAGUGUACUCCACGUGUUCUAUUCUACCGGAAGAAAACGAGAACGUGGUGGAUUACAUCCUGAAGAAGAGACACUGUAAACUUGUUCCUACCGGCCUGGAUUUUGGAGUUGAGGGGUUCACAAAGUACAGAGAGCACAGAUAUCAUCCAACAAUGAACCUUUGCAGGCGAUACUAUCCCCACACACACAACAUGGACGGAUUCUUUGUUGCAAAGAUUAAGAAGAUCUCCAACAGUAUUCCUGGAGACAAGGAGAAGAAGGGGAAGCAGGAGAACGAAGAAGGAGAUGAGGAAGAGGAGGAUGAAGGAGUUGAGGUAACUGAAUCCGAAGGAGAACAAAGUCCUAAAAAGGAUAAAAACAUGGAGAAGAAAAAAGAUAAAUCUGAAUCUCCGAAGAAUAAAGAGAAGAAGGAAGAGAAGAAAGGUAAAAUAAACCCUGAUGAUCUAACCCAGGAUGCGCCAGGAAAGAAAGGAUCAACUAAGGAGAAACAGAAGAGUAGAAAGGAAAGUAAGAAACAGAAAGCUGAAGCUCUUAAACUCCUUGACGCUCCUAAACCACAAAAGAAGAAACAGAAAGUUGCUCCUUCUUCCCCAGCUCCAGCCCAGGAGAAGUUUUCUUCCCCGGCUCCUGCCCAGGAGAAGAAAUCUUCCGCCACCCCGUCACGUGAUACAUCCAGCAAAUCUUCCUCCAGCAGUAACCGAGAACACAACAAAUCUUCAGUUAAGAAGAAGAAAAUGAAACCAACUUAGUUAAACAAUAAAUUUUUAUUUUGAUA